AUGACAUUAGAUUUGGAGGAUAACAUCAUGGAGGAUACUGUUAUCGACGUGGUUGGAGAAGGAGUCAAAGACAGCGGGGAGGAGCAGCUCCUGCCCCUGGAUGAGUCUCGGACUGAGCAGGAGCGCAGCACGGGGACCUCCAUCGGCCCUUCUUGCAAUCCUCCCGCAAAGGGCAAAGGACCCACGUCCGUAAAACCCCCAUACUCUUACAUCGCUCUGAUAACCAUGGCGAUUCUUCAGAGCCCAAAGAAGCGUCUCACUCUCAGUGAGAUCUGCGACUUCAUCAGCCAACGCUUCGUUUAUUACAGGGAAAAAUUCCCAGCAUGGCAGAACUCGAUCCGCCACAACCUCUCGCUUAAUGACUGCUUCGUGAAGAUGCCCAGAGAGCCUGGAAACCCCGGAAAGGGCAAUUACUGGACUCUCGAUCCCAACUCCUCCGACAUGUUCGAGAACGGGAGUUUCCUGCGACGGAGGAAGCGCUUCAAGCGGCAACACUUUCGCUUCAAUCCACUCAAGGAGCAGCACCUGGAGCCCAGCGCGCUGCACGGCUUUACGCACGGCGCGUGCGGGCUGGGAGGCAUGACUCUGCAGUUUCCCUGCCUGGAGCUUCACCCCUUCCUCCAUCACCACGCGCCAGCGCCGUGUGGCUCCGUCACCAUUCCACCUGUCAACAGCAUCCUGCCGGCUUUAUCCAGCUUUUUCUCCCGCGGUGCCCUCACCGCCAAGGCUUUCCUCCAGUCCCAGCCGACCAUCAACUCUUUCUCCACGGCUCAGUGCGUGGCGUACACCCCUCCCUUGACCUCCAGCUCUGCCUACGUGUCUCCCGCACUCUUACACCCCGCAGUGUCCCCGCAUUUCCUUGGUUUACAGCAGGAAUACCAGAAACUACAGACUCAUCGAGGCAACGCAGACCUGCCCAAACUCCUCAGCUCUCACAACGAGCAAGCGCAUUAA
Messenger RNA from Oryzias latipes (Japanese medaka), 954 nucleotides. It is a transcript of the gene foxd7, whose product is annotated as forkhead box D7. Gene Ontology annotation, biological process: anatomical structure morphogenesis; cell differentiation; regulation of transcription by RNA polymerase II. Gene Ontology annotation, molecular function: RNA polymerase II cis-regulatory region sequence-specific DNA binding; DNA-binding transcription factor activity, RNA polymerase II-specific. NCBI's taxonomy places the organism in Eukaryota, Metazoa, Chordata, Actinopteri, Beloniformes, Adrianichthyidae. The record is from RefSeq and is marked provisional.